AUGGGAGAAUUGUCCACCAGCCCUGUUCCACCUGAUAUAAUGGAGCGCCGCUCCGUUGCUUUCUCACGACCUAGCCCAGGCGUCGUCGUGCAAGAGGGCGAGAGUGGUUUCAAAGAAGAGCUCUCUCGACUGUAUGACCCCGCUGAGAGCAACGCUGCCGAACAACUCGUCCAACUCAAGAGCACACUGAGGACCGCCGAUAUCGACACCUUUUGGUCUCUUCUCACAGAGGGUCUAGCACGCAUUGCCGACGCACAGUAUGCUUUCGUUUCAAAGAGGAUCUUAGUCGAUGAGAAGGAUGUUGCAGUGGAGAUGCCGCCCAUCGGAGAGCCUGGGUCAUGCCUGAUGGGAGAAGCUUUCUACAUCAACGAAGACCAUGGAGAUGGUCCUGGUCACCUUCGCAAUUUCAAGUAUCACGCCUACCAGUGCCCGUGUGCCUACAUGAAGCACGAUAAGAUUUUCGUCAUCCCAGAGCGAUUAAACGACUUCAUCGUCGACAACCCGAACGAUCUAAUUAUUCCUGGAGAGGCUUACCUUGGAAUUCCACUUUUCGCCGAAGGAAAGUGCUUUGCGCACUUUGGAGUAAUGUGGGGCGAAGAGGGGGCUGCCAGACGCACACUGAGCUGGGGCUUCCUUGAGACCCUCUUUCAUGCUUUGGAAGACCUGAUUCUGGACCGAGUUCUGGAGGGGAACAAUUUCGCCAAAUCCGCACAGCCGGUUCAGGACCAACAGCCCAAGGUUGUUCCGCACAAGGCCAUCUCCGUUGCCCAGUCGUUCAAGCCUUAUGCUAGAAGCCUAUCCCAUGAGCUCAGGACACCUAUGCAGGGCGUUGUUGGUAUGCUCGAUGUCAUGAUGGCAAACGUGAAAGAAGCAGCGGAAAACAUGGACAUUGAUGUACGAACUCGUCGCAUGCUCGAUACCCUCAAGGAGAACAUCGAAGCUGUGCAAGAUAGCUCAAGGCGUGCUGUUGAGGCCGCAGACAACGUAGUCCAUGCUUACGAUAUGAACAUGGGUGUUCCCGAAACACCUGUUUCGCCACUAGACAAGAGUCCUAACCAGUGGAACACAUUCUGGCGGGAGGCUCGACCAGAGCUUCCGGUUGCACGCAGCAGCAUGGCCCGAGAACAGCAGCGUGGUGUGAAGAGGAGAAGGGAAGAACUCACAUGGGGAGAGAACCAGACUCGCGUCGCACGCCCCAUCCGACGCAGGACUCGGGAUACCUUCUCCGAAGAGCCUCCUUCUCGUGGAUCGAUCUCCUGUCCCCCGCAGUCUAGUUUGAGAGAGAUUGAGCAGCUGGAGAGCUGCGCAGGUCGCUGCGGUGGCUCGACGAGCUUUCCCAGAUUUGUUGCUGGGCACCAGAAAACUCCGAGUCUCCGCCAUACCAACCUCAGGGAGGUCCUUCACUAUGUGAUUGCAGAUGCACUCAAAGUUGGCGGGCGACCAGACUCAGCUAUUGCUGAGUCGACGGACAACGGCGAACGAAUUGAGGUACGGAUGCGAAGCUCUUAUGGAGAAGCGUCUACCAAAUGGGUCGAGUGGAGCGUGUCUUCAGACGUACCAGACUCGAUUUUGAUCGACGAGAAGGACUUGGCCAAAGUAGUGUCUUGUGUGACCUUGAACGCCAUCAAGUUCACCCAGAACGGUACAAUCACACUUGAAGCCACUCUGAGUGCCAAGGGACGCUACAUCGUAAUCAACGUAAAGGACACCGGCUCUGGCAUCCCCGCAGCAUUCUUGCCCAACUUGUUCAAGCCCUUUUCUCGAGAAGACGACUCGACAACACGGCAGAGUGAAGGCCUCGGCCUAGGACUCAUGGUAGCCAAGGGCCUCGCCAGAAAGCUUGGUGGUGAUUUAUUCUGCUUGCGCUCGCACGUAAGUGGACCAAAGAAGGGAUCGGAGUUCGAGUUGCGUGUUCCACUCACUGCGGGUGAGGUUUGCAGCCGGCCCUCGUCACCCUUUGGUUCACCCACGCCUUCUAUUCGAGCUCGCAUGUCUGUCGAUCCUGAGGUACCCCAUCUUAAUGUUUCCCAGGAACCGAUCACGCCUCCUUUGUCUUCAGAGCCCUUUGCGAGCGACCUUGGACAAAAAGAGUACGCUACAGGGUUAGAUACGCCAUCCGUUGUUGUUCAUCCUACCCCGUCGGCGAAUAUUUUGGGGCUUCUGUCACCACGCCGGGCAUCGUCGCCUCUUCGCCACAUGUCGAAAGAGCCUGUCCGCGCACCAGCAUCUGCACCCAAGCUCGCAGAGGAGCUGCCUCUCAACUUUCUUGUCGUCGACGACAACGCCAUCAAUAGGCGCGUUUUGGUCAAUAUGCUCAGCAGGCUGGGCUACAAGAACGUCAUCACAGCUUUCAACGGCAACGAUGCCGUCGAGGCCAUGCACCGCAACGCAUACGCCCCUCCUCCUGAGGCCAUUGACGUGAUUCUUAUGGACCUCUGGAUGCCACUACUUGAUGGCUUCCAGGCAACCGAAAGCAUUCUCCACAUGCCAGAGCUCGAAAGCACAGGUCGCAAGCCUACCAUUCUGGCUGUGACUGCCGACGUCACAGACGCUGCGCUGGACAAGGCGGCAAAGAGUGGCAUGAAGGGCUAUGUGACCAAGCCAUUUGUGACCAGAGACCUCGUCAGGUUAAUCCGGACGUACUGCGCGACUAGGGAGUCGUAG
Ascochyta rabiei is the source of this 2664-nucleotide messenger RNA. RefSeq lists its product as uncharacterized. The record is from RefSeq and is a predicted model, not a curated record. NCBI's taxonomy places the organism in Eukaryota, Fungi, Ascomycota, Dothideomycetes, Pleosporales, Didymellaceae. The transcript is spliced from 2 exons. Bases 1 to 2664 code for a protein of 887 amino acids. Gene Ontology annotation, biological process: phosphorelay signal transduction system; protein autophosphorylation. Gene Ontology annotation, molecular function: histidine phosphotransfer kinase activity; phosphorelay sensor kinase activity.